Pimephales promelas (fathead minnow) is the source of this 853-nucleotide messenger RNA. The record is from RefSeq and is a predicted model, not a curated record. Lineage: Eukaryota; Metazoa; Chordata; Actinopteri; Cypriniformes; Leuciscidae.
AGUUUAUGUUCAGUUCAGUCAGAGUCAGACCAACGUCCCUUUUACUUUUACUAUGCCAACGUCCAAUCAACUAACUUUACAUUCACAAUAAAACAGCGAUUUAAAGGAGUACUUUUAUGAAGAAAGCAUCCUGUUUAUGUUGUUAGUCCGAAAUAUCCGAAGAGAAAACAUCAAUGCAGGCAGUUUGUGUUGACGAGGCUGGGAAACUGGGUGUGAAACAUGUUCCUCGGCCUGAACCCAAAGAUGGCCAGCUCCUCAUCAGAGUGUCCGCUACCGCUUUAAACAGAGCUGAUCUUCUACAGAAGAAGGGUCUUUACCCACCUCCCCCUGGAGAGAGUGAAACCUUGGGACUGGAGGCCAGCGGGGUGAUCGCUGACAUCGGUCCUGGGGUCAAGGGGAACUGGAUGCUGAGAAGUAAAGUGAUGGCUUUGCUCGGAGGAGGCGGCUAUGCAGAAUAUGUUGCUGUUCCAGAAGAACUCAUCAUGCCUGUUCCGUCAAACCUCAAUCUUCACCAAGCCGCAGCUCUUCCUGAGGCCUGGCUGACUGCCUACCAACUUCUGCACUUCAUAGCCAAAGUGAAGCCGAAUGAGACGGUACUGAUUCAUGCUGGAGCGAGUGGAGUCGGCACCGCUGCCAUUCAGCUGGUUCGCUUAUGCCGUGCCAUUCCAGUAGUAACAACAGGGAGCCCUGAAAAGUUAACAUUUGCAGAGCAGAUUGGAGCAGCUCUGGGAAUCAAUUACAAAGAGGAGGAUUUCUCAGAAAAAGUGCUGCAAUUCACUGAAGGGAAGGGAGUCGAUGUGAUUCUGGACUGCGUUGGUGGAUCUUUUUGGGAGAAGAACAUUUGUAGCCUUGC